Molecule: messenger RNA, 2377 nt
Organism: Columba livia (rock pigeon)
Lineage: Eukaryota; Metazoa; Chordata; Aves; Columbiformes; Columbidae
Gene: FLAD1
Product: flavin adenine dinucleotide synthetase 1
Exons: 8
Coding region: 16-1746 (576 amino acids)
Biological process (GO): FAD biosynthetic process
Molecular function (GO): FMN adenylyltransferase activity
Source: RefSeq, a predicted model, not a curated record
CCCGGGGCGCCACACAUGUCGUCGCCGCCCGCCUGCCGGGCGGAUCCACAGUCACAAACCCGCGGGGGAGCACCACCCGCCGCGAUGGUUCCGUCCGCGCAGGUCCCGCCUCCUAGCCAAUCCGUGCGGCUAGGCCGUUGUGACGGGCGUGCCUCUCUGCCAAUGAGAGCGCGGGGUGGUUUCGCGGCCUGGUGCGGGGCGGCCGGGCCCAUGUGGGCGCCGCUGCGGGGGGCGCUGCGGGCGGGCGGAGCCGUCGCCUCCCGCCUCAUGGCGGCCGCCAGCCCCACGGCGGCCCGCAGCUCCGCCGCCACCGCCGGCAUCAUCGUCAUCGGCGACGAGAUCCUCAAGGGCCACACGCAGGACACGAACUCCUUCUUCAUGUGCCAACGGCUGCGCACUCUGGGCGUGAAGGUGGCCCGGAUCUCAGUGGUGCCCGACGAGGUGGAGGCCAUCGCCGCGGAGGUCGCCGCCUUCGCCGCCCGCUUCACCUACGUGCUGACCUCGGGGGGCAUCGGCCCCACGCACGACGACGUGACCUUCGAGGCCGUGGCCAGGGCGUUCGGGGAGAGCGUCACCCCGCACCCCGAGCUGGUGGCCCUGGUGCGCGAGUUCUUCGGCGCGACGGAGGCGCGGUGCCCUGAGAUGAAGCUGGCUCGCGUCCCCGAGUCCUCCCGCCUCAACUACGGCGCCGACGGCACCUUCAGGUACCCGCUGGUCAGCGUGCGCAACGUCUACAUCUUCCCCGGCAUCCCGGCGCUGAUGGAGCGCGCCCUGGACGGCCUCAACCACCUUUUCCGCAGCGAGCGGACGCAGUUUUACUCCCGCACUGUCUAUGUGGCGGCCGACGAGCUCCUCAUCGCGCCCGCGCUGGACCAGACCGACGCCGCCUUCCAGGGCCGCGUCAGCUUGGGCUCCUACCCGGACUGGGCCAGCAACUACUACCGGGUGAAGCUGACGCUGGACUCGGAGUCAGAGCAGGACCUGGAGGAAGCUCACGGCUUCUUGCUGGAGAAGCUGCCACCGGGCGUCGUGGUGCCGUUGGUGACGGAUUGCGUCUCGCCGGCAGCUGUGGAGGUUUACGGCCUGGCUGAGUCAGCAGGCUCAGCCCUGGGGCAGAAGGUGGCAGCGGCCCUGCGGACCAUCGAGGAGGCUUUGGACCGUUACAGCCUGGCCCAGCUCUGCGUGGGCUUCAACGGGGGCAAGGACUGCACAGCGCUGCUGCACCUUGUCCACGCCGCCGUGCAGAGGCGCUACCCGGCGAGGCAGGAGAAGCUGCAGGUGCUUUACAUCCGCAUCGUGUCCCCUUUCCCCGAAAUGGAGCAGUUCAUCCAGGCCACGGUGCAGAGGUACGGGAUCCAGCUGUGCACCGUGGAGGGAUCCAUCCGCGAGGCGCUGGCGCGGCUGAAGGAGCAGCGCCCGCAGCUGGAGGCCGUUCUGAUGGGGACGCGCCGCACCGACCCCUAUUCCCGCACCCUGACCCCCAUGUGCGUCACGGACCCUGACUGGCCCCGCUACAUGCGGGUGAACCCCUUGCUGGACUGGACCUACCGGGACAUCUGGGAGUUUCUGCGCAAGCUCUUUGUCCCCUAUUGCGUCCUCUACGACAAGGGCUACACAUCCCUGGGGAGCGCGACCAACACGGUGAAGAACCCGGCGCUGCGCUACACCGACGCGCGGGGCCGGGAGCGGUACCGGGCUGCCUACGAGCUGGAAAACGAGGAAGAGGAGCGCACGUCCCGCCAGUGAAGGCCCUGCCGGGGGUGACACCGAAUAAACCAGGUGACAUGGAAUAAACCGGCUGCUGAGCAAAUCCGCCAGGCUCUGCACCUCGGGGCUCUGGCGGGAGCGGGACGGGGGGGUGACAGCAGCUCUGCGCACACAAAAGCCGUGUCCCCUCCCCGCUAUUGUGGCUUUUGAAGCGCAGAGAAUGGAGCAGGUUCCAGCGCUCGCCGGGGCCGCGCGGGUGUCACCGCCGCUGCAUCAGACCCUGCUGGUCCCUCCGCGGCCAUGCGGCGUUUUGGGAGCGCGGCGGUUUGUCCCCCGAGGCGAGCGGCGCGGCUGGCGGUGGCGCGGCCAGCGGUGAGAGCUGUGGCGUUGCCGGCGGCACUGCCGGCACCUUCCGGGGAGUCCUUGGGGCUGCGCUUGGGCUCGUGGCUGCUGCGGCUGCUGCGGGACUGCGUCUUCCUCCUGCUCUGCAGCUGGUGCGUCCGGCAGCUGCUGGAUUAGGGAAUGGGCCCCCCCGGUGCCGCGGGACCCCCCGGUGCCCCCUGCCCGCCCUGCGCCAUGGGGCCACUUGUCACCCUGUGCCAACAGAGCUGCUGAACCCCCAGCGCUGGAACCCGCCCCAGACACCCCAAUAAACCUGAGCAGCACCCGA